Eleginops maclovinus (Patagonian blennie) is the source of this 8126-nucleotide messenger RNA. RefSeq lists its product as uncharacterized. Lineage: Eukaryota; Metazoa; Chordata; Actinopteri; Perciformes; Eleginopidae. Gene Ontology annotation, cellular component: nucleus. The record is from RefSeq and is a predicted model, not a curated record. The transcript has 3 exons. Gene Ontology annotation, molecular function: protein binding; DNA-binding transcription factor activity, RNA polymerase II-specific. The coding region runs from base 170 to 2974 and encodes 934 amino acids. Gene Ontology annotation, biological process: regulation of transcription by RNA polymerase II.
GUGUGAUUGUUUUCCGAAUGAGCCGUGUGCGUAUAUAGUAGACUGGGAGUAUACAGCCUGCAUAGAGGUUAUUUUCCUCAUUCAACUGAAAGCAAGAGCUGCUAGGACACUGCACACAGGGAGCUUUGCACACCACAGGAUACUGGAGGUUUGUUGCUUCCCAUAUAACAUGCAGGUGGCACCCUGUGCCAAGGAAGCCAGUAGCCACGCAGCCUCGCUGUUAACGAGUCUGAAUGUCCAAAGAGAACGAGCUCAGUUCUGUGAUGUCGUGCUCAGACCAAAACAGGACCCGGGUGAACUCUACCCUGCACACAGGUGUAUCCUGGCAGCUUCUAGUCCAGUGUUGGCUUCUAUCUUGUCGUCUACUGGUGCCCUGGUGGAACUACAGGCUACAUGUAUGUGUGACUCCAUACUGCCACUUCUUUUAGACUUCAUUUAUACAGGAGAUUUGCCAUACUCUCACAGCAAGCACCAGUAUCAAAAGCUGCUCACUGCUGCCUGCUACCUGCAAAUGGAUGGUCUACAGGAGGCUCUAAUGGCUAGGCAACAGACUGACGCAGAAGCCAGAGACAAUGCAAAUGUCUCCACUGGAACCUUCAUUAAGUAUCUGCUAUUAUCACUGGAGACAGAGGUUCAUCCAUAUUCAGCCAAUGUGGACACAUGCAAUGACAUAGAUCCAUGUAGAAGUAGCAGUAAAAAUGGUACAAACCACUUCAGCAGAACAAAUACAAGCUCUUUAAGGGCUGUAAAUACCUGUCAUAGUAUAUCUGAAAGCACUGAGAGCAGUGUAAACACAGGCAACUAUAGACAAGAACCUCAGGAUUUGAUUCAAAAUAUCCCUUGCACAUUGGAAGUGCUUUGGGAGUCAGGAGAUGAUAGAGAGGUGCAAAAGGAUCAGUUUCAUUCAGGUCAUUCAGCUGGCUCUGUGAAGACAAAGCCAUGGCAGGGGAGCACAGAUGGGGAGCUAGAGAGGACAGUUGAGGAAAGGAGGAGGUCGAAUAAACCCUGCACUUCUGAGGUGCAAGAGGAGGAGACAAGCAGAAAGGAGAAGAAACAGGGAUCGUUUUUGACAUUGCCAAGUCAAGCAGAAGACACGCAAACUAACAGAAAAGAAGUCACGACUCAGAUACGUCACUCUCUCCCUCUUCAUUUCUCAACCUCCCAUCUGAAGGACAGCGUUUCUCCCUCACAGUGCUCCUCCUCAUCAUCUUCCUCACCACCACCUCAGUGCUGUGGGUGUGUGCCUGUUAUCUGUCACAGCAGUCGAGUAGCUAUGCUCCAGCUGAAAGAAGUAGCACCAAUGCCUCCUUACCAUCUAGUAUCCCAGGCCUCUGUCAGCUCCAGUCGGACCCCUUACUCUCGGUCAGGACGCACAGACAGUGACAACAUCGUUGAGGGAAUUACCAAUACACAUGGAAAUCUUUAUGGGGCACAAAAUCAGGCCUAUAUUAACAAUAAAGACCACAUUGGGUCACAGAGUUGGGAUUACAAGGGUAUUUCAGAUCAAUCUGAUACCCUCAAACAGGAUUACAACAUUAGCAAUACAUAUAAUUUAAUCAGACAGGAUAGUGAACAGAUGAGCAUUACAGAUUCUACUGAUCACCAUGCUCAUCGUGGUUCAAUUAAGAAUCAAUACAUUAAACGUCUUAGGGAUGAUUCACGGAAUAAGGAUUACAGCAAUUUUGCCAGAGGGUUAAAUUAUAGCAUCGAAGAUUUCCCCUCCAAACAUCAGCGAAUAGAUUGCCAAAAUGUCUGGAUGGCCAAUGCAGCGGAGGAACAGUCCAUCCAGUCACAAGAUCUGAGGGAUAAAGUCUUACUUCCUGUACAAGACUCAGACCCAGGAAGUGAUUUUCUUUUUGAACAUCACUGUGCCCAGGAGGAAGUGAAAGAGGAACAGAGUCAGGAAGAACGAGAGUCAGUCAACAGAGACACAGCCAGAAGGGACAAGAGAUACAAUGUCCGUCAGCUUGUCUCCCCGACACAUCAACCAUGUUUGGAUGGUGUCACCGGCGAUCUCUCCGGCUCUGAUUGUCCCACAUCUGCAGAACCUGAUAAUAUUCCAGGCUCUGAUAUCAAAGAACAGCCCUUUACCUUUACAAAGCGUGCUGCACACAUGUCUGACACAACGUACAGUGUUGUGGCGCCAUCAUACCGUGGACACCUUCAGUAUCACUGCCUACCAGAGGAGGAAACACACUCAGCCCACCAAUACUCUGGUCGCAAACGCUCCCACCAUCCCGAUCAUUCAUACCCGUCUAGUGAUGAGGAGGAGUCAGGAACUUUUGCCAGUCAAGGCUACAGUUCUCUGAGGCAGCACUUUGCAACAGGGACUACAGACCAGAUUCUACUCUUGGACAUCAGUACUAAACCUGCCGAGUUUCUAUUUGCUAAUUCAUCACGCCAAAAGGAAACAUUUGGAAACGGGUUUAGGAAGAAUACUAGAGAUAAAUUAAGUGAAGCAACAUCUGUAGCAGGUGUUGACUCUAAAUACUGGGUUGGAGAAACAAAUGUUAAAGAAAGUAAAUCUGUUGGUAAAGACCAAAGUAGGCCAAGGAUUGAGGUUAUACAUCCAUCAGCGGUUGAGAAGAGGGUUUCCACACAUAAAGAUGGUGAUAAGAAGACCCCUGCCUUGACAAUUUGCUCACCUCCUAAUGUGCAAGACUCUGUGCAAGCCUCGAUGUCAUCAAUCUUGUCUGGCUGCAUACCUUCCUUCCGGUCAACCAGUAUGCCAACAACUAUAUCUGCUCGAGUGUCAAACCCUGUUCAUCACCCUUUCCAGUGCUCUAUGUGUGACCGCUCCUUCAGUCAGCGUGGCUCACUGAACAGACAUGUGCGGAGUCACCUUGGAGUACGGCCUUUUCCCUGCCCACGCUGCCCUAUGACAUUUUCCCGCCAGUACCGUGUCACAGAACACAUGCGUGUUCACCAGCGCUGUGUCAUCCUGAGUGACUUUCGAAGGCACCCUGCUUCUUAAAUCCGAAACAAGGACAGGCCUCAAAGUGAAAUGUAUUUUCCUGUAUGUAGCCUAUAUAUGUGACAAAUGUAUGGAAGACAGUUAGAUGGACAAAUUAAAAUAAAAUUCUUAGAUUAAUAUAUGAACCCAUGGAUACCUUUGCCCUCGAAAGGUGAUGGAAGUUAACAGGGAUCGUGUGCAUUGCAAUAAAAUUGUUCAUACCAAAUAAUAGAAAAAGGGGAAUUGAAAAUGAAUGAACUUUUGAAUGUAAUGCGCUGCAUGUCAACAUUCUCAACCAGCAGCUUUCUUUUCUAUCAGUCUUCUGUAAAUAUGGAGGAGCACUUUCACCUUAGUGCAGGGCUACCCAGAGGUUUAAGAUCCAGUGACCAGUGUUUACCCUAUAUUCAUUUUAUGAGCACCUUUGCUAAAAUGUCACACGAUCAUUAAUAUCCUCUGCUCUCGUGUUUCGAGUGCCAGAGCUCGAAACACGAAGUAACAGAGACAGUAAACACCAGGAGAAAAAAUUGCUGUCCCGUGGACUAUCUUUUAGUACUCACUUAAAAAACACAGUCUGGAAAAGCAAAGGGUGUAUGAUUAGCUGGUUAUGUUCGCUGAGCAACAUCAGAAUAACCUGCAUCAGCACCCUUGAACAUGGAACAAGAGUAGGCAUCCAACGCAUGACUGACAUGUCUUGCAUUUUCUAUAACCAGCCAAUUAAAGACACGCCAUAUGUUUGGCCCAAGAAGUCAUGUGUAGACUGGUUCUUUUCAAAGUAUCAGUUACAUUGAGUUGAUACUUGGAAAUAUAUCAACCCUUUACAGCUUUGAUACUUCUUGCAUAAUAUAUCGUCGGUUUCUCUGUGACACUACGUUUGACUGCUAGUGUUCCCGACCCAUAAAAGUUCUCUUCAAUGCAUUACCUUUUGAUGUUUGUCCGUUAUUGCACAUCACUAUCCUAAAGUGAGAUGCUAGAUGGUGACCAUAGCAGCUGAACAGCAAUUGCUCUCAGAGAAGUAGCUUCCCUUAGCUUCAGAGCUUUACAUUGCGUUUCAUGUCAUUGCUAGCCAGAUUUACAAUGCAUGAGAAUUGUCAGGCUAGCAAGCUGUGUGUGUGUGUGUGUGUGUGUGUGUGUGUGUGUGUGUGUGUGUGUGUGUGUGUGUGUGUGUGUGUGUGUGUGUGUGUGUGUGUGUGUGUGUGUGUGUGUGUGUGUGUGUGUGUGUGUGUGUAAAUGUUAUCCUCUUUUUUGAUUUUGUCAAUGCUAAUUAUUUGUGAGAUUUACAUUUGCCUCCAUUCCAUUCAGAGUUCAGAAGUGUGAGUAUUCUGUAUUACAGGUCGAAAAGUUACAACGUUUUGGUUAUGGUCUUUCACACGUGUCUUGAAUGUAAAUCAUACUCCCUGUUCACACUCAGUGUAUGAUGUCAGACAUGUGUUUUGGAAAGAUUGCAGUGUUGUGAUAAUCUAAUGAAAGAACUUCAUUUUCCUUGUGAUUUUGCAUUUUAUGCAUUUCCUUUUAACUUUUAUGGGAGCUAAAGUGUGUGUAAUACAGAAGUGAUUCUUAUUGGUCAUAUAGUCUAUUAGCAAGUCUGAUGAAUGUGUGUUUUUACUAAAUGGUGUUUGGUUUUACAAAAAAGUUACUGACACUGUCUAAGGUCGCUGCAACAUAAUGAACGUUUUAUGUAAUGGCAUGUUAAUUUAUUCUGUAUUCAAAGUGAAACUGUCAAAUACUCAUUUUCAGAUGUGCGGACAAUAAUUGUUCAUGCUUCUGACCCCAGUGUAAACAUUCUUAAAACAUAUAUAAUCAUAUAUGAUAUUUAAGUUGCUGAGAGAUUUCCCUUUGUUCUGGUGAAUUUAACCAUCAUUUAAAUGAAAUUAAAGUGCUUUUAGCAAACUUAAAGUGACGGUUACACAGGAAGGGUACAGACCUGUCAUGAUUUGAAUCACACUUCCCUUCAUAUAACUUAAUUUAUGAGUGAUAUGUCUUACAUGGUGUCCUCUGUAAGUACAGACAGUAUGCUGGGGGUACUUGGGGGUUGGGGGUUGCUGCUGCUGAAACAUGAGCUGACAUUGUGAAAAUCAUCGUCAAGGACAGCCUUGUGGUUCUGUGCAGCUUCGGUCGUGUUUAUGCCAAAAUCUUCUGUAAAGGACGGGGAGUUACUGCAUUCAACAAUUAAUAGAGAACAGUAGAGAACACUUUACAAGAGGUGACAUGUUUAUGGUUUGAGUUUUUGACAUUACAUUUUCAUUUUCCGAUGUUACCACUGCAUUGUCUAAAUACAAACUCUAAACUCAACACAGCUUUGUGUUACUCUCUGGUAAUAAUACAAUUCUACAGCUGCCAUAAAUACUCACUUUCUAUUGAGUCGUCAGUUCUGUGACGAAAAUGAAUAAGCAUUAAUGAAGAAUCAAGGUUUCAAUCAAGGACUUUGAAACUCUUGCUUUUAUGAGUGAGAAACCUUAAAUAGUGAGUCAAGAAGUCAUCGAUAAUCUUUCUAACUCAAUGACUUUUUCUUUUUUUUUCAAAUAUACUUUUAGAAUUGCUGAAAUGUUUGGAUAUAAAGCAUAUAAAGUCAUGUUGGAGAAGGAUGACAGCCUCUCAACCAAAAAUAUGUUGUUAAUAAUGGCAUAUAACUGAUCCAUCAAGUAUCAGUUAAUGAUCUAUAAACCAUUGAUAAAGACAGUAGAUACAUGAUAUAUAGGAGCACGAGCAAACAUUGAUCAUUGAACAUUGAUUUAUAUGUUUUUGAGGAACUAAAACAGCCCAGACAAACUAUCUUUAACUAUCUCAGACUUUUGUCCUGUGGCAUAAAAGUGCAAAUACAAUGUGCUGACAGGCAGUUCCCAAAGUUAGUAUCAGUUAAUUGCCUGAGCAGUGAAAGUAAAACAUCAAUGUUAUCAUCCUGUUGAAUCUGCUGGCAAAUGUUCAAAAGAAUGAAAUAUAAAGCUCACAUGCUGGUGGUGGAAGUAGUGAUAGAUCACAUAAACACCACAAGGCAAUACAUAUACACACAUGUCUGUAUUGCAUUGUAUAUAGCCAACACAUUUUUUAAAUGCUAUUUGGGAAUCCUAUUGCGCUUCUUAUUGCUUCUCUUUGAUAUUCAUCCCGCUUCAGACCUUCCUCUUGUUGUUGUUAUUCCACUGGUGUUUCAGCCUGUGUAGCAGUCAUCACUAUGAUGGCCUAAAGAUAGCAGAAAGAAGAGAACAGUAAUGGUGGCCUACUUCUGUUCUGUUUAGGCCUAUUAGAUAUUGCAAGACAUUCUCUUAGCAAGUGGGACAUGCACAGCUCUCAGCACAGGGUGUAAUGUGUGUAAAAGUGCUUUUUUUUUUACCUCACUCUUUGUAGAACGCAGGGCAGACACCGCCAGACAUGACAUUACUAUCAAAGUCACUGCCCCCACAAUACUGUAGAACAGGAAUAUUAAUUCAACGGAGAAUCCCAUGACCUGGACGAGCACAAGAACACAGAGCAAAAACACAACUGAAUCAAUGAUAACCAGAUUAAAAUGCAUUAAAUCUCAAUAUGUUUACAUGUUUAUAGCAAUAAUAAAUAGAGGCCAGUGUUCAUUAUCAUUAUAGUGCUCAUUUUGAUUCCUUAUUAAUAUCAUUUCAAUCAUGUCCAUCAGACACCACAAUAUCUAAAAUAAAAUGAUGACAGAAAUGAUAAUUACCUCAAAUGAAUAACUUGAAUAUGUGUCAUUGUCAGGGAGAUAGAUUUCGGCGUGAACUACUUCGGGCAAAAUGUGCAUGACGGUCCAACAUGCCACCAGUAUGUUCACAAUACUCAGAGCCAGCGAUAUGGUUACCUGCAUGUAGACACCAACAGAUGGAGUAAAAAGAGGAAUAAACAAAUGUUGGCAGUAUAUGGACAACCUGAAGAAAGUCACUGACAGCAAUUACUAUUAAUCGUUCAAAAUGACUACUAGGCCUAUGUCGAUAUGAUUUGUCUGUUAUAUUUCUUAUAAGCAGGUUUCUCUUAGUCCUCUAAAUAAAAAGUGAUUAUAAAACGUGUAAGUAUUGUUACUUACUGUUUUCUUGGUUGGACUGUGCUCUGUCACCAUAUACAGAAUCCCACAUAUGAUGAACUACAAGAAAGAGGAAAAAAAACACAUUUUAUUAUUCAUCCCUUUAAGGAUUUGCAUUAGAUUUUAAUUAGAAAAGCAAACACAAAGCUUUUUGUCAAGGCUUGACUAUUGAAGUGAAUUGAAAUUACCCUCAGCCGUGAUCAAUUAUUUUACAAAUUUCAAUUAUUGCUGGUUUUACUAGUUUGCCUGUUAAGUAAAAGAUCCAUAAACCACUACGAUUCACUGAUUUGAUCUCUUAUCUUGCUACCAACCAGGCUUCCCAGUAUGAAGCCAGGCGGGAUGGUCGUCCAUAGGUAAUGACUAGAGUCAUUUGGUCUGAUCGUGAUGGAAACGAUGACAAAGGACAAACCCAAAACCAGCACCAUGAUCUGAGAGAAAAACAAGAACAACUUCAGACAUGACCUCUUGACCCCUGUUUUAGCCUCAGUAGUGACCCUCACAUGUUAGUCCCUUGGAAAGUACUAUAGUAUUCCCUUUUUUGAGCACAGUGUGUGUGUGUGUGCGUGUGUGUGUGUGUGUGUGUGUGUGUGUGUGUGUGUGUGUGUGUGUGUGUGUGUGUGUGUGUGUGUGUGUGUGUGUGUGUGUGUGUGUGUGUGUGUGUGUCUCACCCCAACAGCCUUUGGUUGCCCCUUGAUGAAGCGGUGUAAAGGUUUGCUGCCCCCCACUGUGGUGCCUUGGAGACCUGCAUUAGUUCCUCCUGGUUCGCUCGUAAGGAAAAGCUCUGCAGACAUCUUAUGGACCAACUGUCAGAACAGAGAACAAGUGAAAAUCUGAACAGAUAUCAAUUAUGAUGGACACCUUUAUUCUGGUAAAUACAGAUGUGCGUUACAAAGCCUCAGUUUAUCCUUUUUUGUCAAGAUGUUGAAUCCCAAAAUGUAGAUGCAAUAAAUCCAAGAAUUUGCUAAGGAAAAGUAGCCUUAUCGCCUUCAAUAAAUAGCUGAAAUGAAUGUUUCUUUGACAAGAUAUUGACACAUUAUUAUUUUUAUUUAUCAUAUCAACCAGCAAACCCAGCUCUCUGGAUCAAUGAGGACGUUAUUGCAUCUGUUUCAUUCACAUUUUAAAUAUAUUUAUAGCAGCCUUUUUAGGUUGAAAUUA